Messenger RNA from Saccoglossus kowalevskii, 1197 nucleotides. RefSeq lists its product as uncharacterized. NCBI's taxonomy places the organism in Eukaryota, Metazoa, Hemichordata, Enteropneusta, Harrimaniidae. Gene Ontology annotation, cellular component: cytoplasm. The record is from RefSeq and is a predicted model, not a curated record. Gene Ontology annotation, molecular function: oxidoreductase activity.
AUGUUCAAGGCACGUUCUGUUUUAGUUACUGGCAGUAAUAGAGGCAUUGGGCUUGAAUUCGUAAAACAACUGAUACAACUGCCCAAUCCACCAGAACAUGUGUUUGCGUGUUGUCGUUCGCCAGAGAAUGCAGUGGAAUUAAAGAAACUUUGCACUUUAAAUCCAUCAUUGAAUUUAGUGAAGCUUGAUUUGGAAGAUCAUGGAAGUAUAUCGGAAGCAGAGAAACAAGUAGAACAAGUGGUCGGCAAGAAUGGACUCAAUGUACUGAUCAACAAUGCUGGUUUCUGUGCAGGUACUCUUAAUGAGAAAUUGGAAGAUGUUACUCCAGACUCGAUGACUAAACACUUUAAUAUUAAUGUAAUUGGAACACUCAUGGUCACCAAGCGAUUCUUAAAACUAAUUCGCUAUGCAGAAAAGACGUUUGAUGGUGAUGAGAUGAGUGCACCACGUGCCGUCAUUGUAAAUGUAUCCACCGAGUUUGCCUCCAUGGAUGAGAAUAAACAAGCUGGGAUGUAUGGGUAUAGAGCCUCAAAGGUUGCAUUAAACAUGAUACAUACGAAUUUAACCAUAGAAUUGAAACCCGACACUAUAUUGUGUAUAUUGAUGCACCCUGGGUGGGUCAAAACUGACAUGGGUGGACCAGAUGCUUUGUUAACAACUGAAGAAAGUGUACGGUCAAUGCUGGAGGUCAUAGGGUCACGAAGACACGAACACAAUGGAUUAUUUUAUGACUACAAAGGGAAUCUGACACCUUGUUGCUGCUGGAGAAAACGAAAUCGCCACACCCGCACGAUUAACGGUGCCAUGAGAAAAAAUACCAAGGCCACGCCAAAUAUUUCCAAAUAUUUUCAUCGGAGACAAUGCAGUGUAGACACCAAAAAGGUUUUGAUAUUUGCGUUUGAUAUUGUUGAUUCGCUGCUAUCAGUACAUGUUGAAACAUUUGAAAUGAUAGACCAUGUGGGAAGUAUGACAAAUCGUCCUAUCCACAAACUGUAUUCACUUGAGGUGAAGACACCCACUCCUUCAGAUGAAGAGAGUCCACCACGAGACACAGAACCACUCUCGUUGUCACAUGGAGGUGAAAAUAGAGAUGACACAACGCAACAAAGUGAUACUGAUGCUAGACAUUCUCGCCCAAAACGACGGGCUGCCAUUGCGGCUAGACAUUUUAUACAAGAUCGUCUCAAGGACUUGUGA